AUGUUUGCUUUGCCCGUCACUUCAGAGAACACAGACAACCUCUUUGGUGAGGAUGCAGUUCAGGCAAAAUCUGGUGAAAAUGAUGGGAAAGAUGAGUGGGAUAAGAGUGUGGCAGGAUCAUUUGGUAAUACGACAUCAACUAAUUUGGGGUGGGAUUCUGUAUCCUCUUGGUCGACUGGGUUGACCAAGGAGCAUUUUGAUGGUGAGGCACCCCCACCUAGUGGAGGAGACACGUCACAUUCUUUGGUAAUCUUUGGAUUGCAAGAAAUUGAUGAUAGGUUGAAAGAAUUAGAGGCGAAAAAUCGAAAGAGUAAGGCAUUUGUGGAUGGGUGGGGUGAGAGGAUGCGGGAGAUGAGUGUGCUAUUGAAGCAAGUAAGAGAGCCUGGUGCUAGAGGGUCUUAUCUAAAGGACUCAAAGAAGGCUGAAAUGUAUCGCUUGCACAAACAGAACCCCGAGGUGUACACAGUCAAGAGGCUAGCCAAGGAUUAUAGGAUUAUGAGGCAGAGAGUGCAUGCCAUUCUUUGGUUGAAGGAGCUUAAGGAGGAAGAGGAGAAAAAGCUUCGGUAUCCUUUGCAUGAUUAUGUUGAGCUCUUGCUUGAUACUUGUCCUGAAUAA
Molecule: messenger RNA, 615 nt
Organism: Quercus lobata
Lineage: Eukaryota; Viridiplantae; Streptophyta; Magnoliopsida; Fagales; Fagaceae
Exons: 2
Coding region: 1-615 (204 amino acids)
Source: RefSeq, a predicted model, not a curated record